CUCGGUGCUGGUGUCGUAGGCCGGGUUGGGAGACUGCCGGUCUGUGUCCUCAGCGGUUGGUCAGUGUGAGGCUGUGACAGCUGCAGUUGCUCCCCGCCCCGGAGGAGCCGAGGUGCGUGGGGGGAGGGGAAGGAGGCAAAGUCCCCGGUCGCGUUUCCGCUCACUUCUCAGGGUUGAGACGAUUCCAGAGAGCUGUGGCAAAGAUAAUCCUCGACGUGAGAGCUGCCGGGUUCCCAGCCGACAGGUGCCAUGAAGACAGGAACACAACACGUCUUUUUUGGUUCACUGCUGAGUCCCUAAGACCUAGCUGAGUGCCUGACACCUAAGUAUUGAUUGACAUGCCAGGAGUCUACCAUGGCUCAAGAAUCUCCCAAAAAUUCAGCAGCAGAAAUUCCAGUGACUAGUAAUGGAGAAGUUGAUGACUCUCAUGAACAUGGCUUUAAUAGGGAUUUGAAACGUUCAUUACCAGCCGGACUUGGUCUCUCAGAAACCCAAAUUACAUCUCAUGGCUUUGACGGUACCAAAGAGGGGGUUACUGAAGCGGGAGCAUUUCAAGGUUCCCCAGCACCACCAUUGCCAUCUGUUCUGUCUCCUAGCAGGGUUGCAGCUAGUCAACUGGCUCAACAAGGAAGUGAUUUAAUUGUUCCUGCAGGUGGCCAGAGAACACAGACAAAAAGUGGACCAGUUAUUCUAGCAGAUGAAAUUAAAAAUCCUGCAAUGGAAAAGUUAGAACUUGUUAGAAAAUGGAGUCUAAACACCUAUAAGUGUACUCGACAAAUUAUCUCUGAGAAGCUAGGCCGUGGAUCAAGAACUGUGGACCUUGAACUUGAAGCUCAGAUUGAUAUAUUAAGAGAUAACAAGAAAAAAUAUGAAAAUAUUCUAAGACUGGCUCAGACAUUGUCGACCCAGCUUUUCCAGAUGGUGCAUACCCAAAGGCAACUUGGAGAUGCGUUUGCUGACCUGAGCUUGAAGUCACUAGAACUCCAUGAAGAAUUUGGCUAUAACGCAGAUACCCAGAAGCUGCUGGCUAAAAAUGGAGAGACUCUUCUUGGAGCCAUUAAUUUUUUCAUUGCCAGUGUGAACACUUUGGUGAAUAAAACAAUUGAAGAUACAUUAAUGACUGUGAAACAGUAUGAAAGUGCCCGGAUUGAAUAUGAUGCAUAUCGCACUGAUUUGGAAGAACUGAAUCUUGGACCACGUGAUGCAAAUACUCUGCCAAAGAUUGAGCAGUCACAGCAUCUGUUCCAAGCACAUAAGGAAAAAUAUGAUAAAAUGCGCAAUGACGUUUCUAUCAAGUUGAAAUUUCUAGAAGAAAAUAAGGUCAAAGUGUUGCACAACCAGCUGGUCCUUUUCCACAAUGCCAUUGCCGCUUACUUUGCUGGGAAUCAGAAGCAGCUUGAACAGACACUUAAACAGUUCCAUAUCAAAUUGAAAACUCCUGGAGUGGAUGCCCCAUCUUGGCUUGAAGAGCAGUAAAUUCACUCCUGGAAAAAAGAAAGAAGCAAAGUCACAUUGUCAUAUUUCUAAACAAACCUAAUAAGAAUUAAGCAGAGUUGGGGGAAGGAGGAAGGGUGACAACCAUUAUAGAGAUUCUUGCACAAACAGUUUUAAUUUUUUCCCUUUUUCAUAUUUUAACAAUUAAAACUGUUAAAUUUGACAGGAAUGUGGGUGGUUUUAAUCUAAGCAUAAUUUCUAUAAUCUGAACACACACAAAAAUUUUCCUUUUUGAGAAAUCCUUUUGUAUUGUGAGGGUUGAUGGCUAUUUCUGUAGUUUGAAAACAUCUCAUAUAGAUUUGCACUGACCAGAUAAAAAUUCAAGGCUUUUGGUCCUGGAAAUGAGGGCCAGUUGUAACUUUUCCAAAGGGAGGUUUACAUGAUUUGUAUCAACAUCAGAUAUUUUAUAUAUGAAUAUAUUAAACGUCUUUAAGAGAUUCAUUUUCAUGUAUUGUCUUAAAGAAAAAAGAACCUAUUUUGCAGAGUGAAAUUAUAUGGUGUUCCUGCGGCAUCCACACAGAGAUGGCCGCUCUAAUGAAUGAUUGGCUUGUGGAGCUGUGGCAGAUACCUUUUCAGAAAUGAAUCUGUACCACCGUAAUUUUGUGUAGACUUUUUUUUUAAGACGCAGGAAUCACACUGUCAUUUCUAUGAGGCUUUUGAGCUUACGGAUUUGCAUCAUCCAAAGUCACAGGACGGUUAUGUUAGCAGUUUCAUUUGAUUCAUAAUGAAACCUGCUUCAGAGAAUUUUUUUUUGACAGGUAGACUUGGGAAUAGAAAUUAAUUUUUUUGGUAAAUUCCAUUUUGACAGAAGUGAACUCCUAGACAGCCUUCAUUGACUUCCAUGUGUAACAAUACCGGUUAAGCCUUAAAUCACAGGUAUGUGCCUUCUCAGAUGAAGUAAUUCUCAUUCAACCAAUGUACAUAAUCCAUAAGGAAACCCCUUUCAGAUAAUGUAUGUGUCUGUUCCUUCCUCGAAAAGGAGCACUGUGUGUAAAUGUUGGGUUUCUUUGUAUUUGUUAAACCACGUUUAGGGUUUAUGGUGAAAUCAACUUUUGAAUUUACGGUUUGGUUUUUCUUCAUUCCUCUUGUGGAAUGGGAAGACGAAAGAAUUUUUUUCAUUUGAGUAAUGGAAAGGCGAUAUGGACAUUGUGGUGGUAAGAAGAAGAAGGGGGUUGGAGAGGCCAGUGCUGUUUUAGUUGCUCAGCACUGGUUUUGUGUUAUGUGGUUGGCUUGUCAGCUUUGUGGUUGCAUCAGGAAUGUAAUCCUUUUUAAAUAUAAGUUCUUUUGAUUUUUGUCAUAGACAUUAAUAUUUUGAGAGGUAUCCCUUCAUCUGUUCAUUUCUUUUGUGUUGAAAUGAAGUACUUAAAAUUACUGUUAUACAUGAACUUUGUGGACUGUAAGAUUUGUUAUAUAUGUUCAAAUGCCUUCUAGCUGGCUUUUAAAAUAAUAUGCCUGUUUCCAGUGCUUAAUACAAUGUAAUGUGAUUGUAAAUCAUAAACCUGUUUCAAAUCAUUCCCUCCUGUAUAUUUGUAUUCUGAAAGAGCCUUAUUUUAUUCUUCCAGCAGAAUUACUACUUGUGAUAGUGCAUUUACAGUCCCCAGAAUGUGCCUCUGGUGUGAAUUUUGUAUUCUUAUUAAAAGUGUUUGCUGCAG
Hipposideros armiger (great roundleaf bat) is the source of this 3146-nucleotide messenger RNA. It is a transcript of the gene ARFIP1, whose product is annotated as ARF interacting protein 1. Lineage: Eukaryota; Metazoa; Chordata; Mammalia; Chiroptera; Hipposideridae. Bases 355 to 1476 code for a protein of 373 amino acids. The record is from RefSeq and is a predicted model, not a curated record. Gene Ontology annotation, cellular component: trans-Golgi network membrane. The transcript has 10 exons. Gene Ontology annotation, molecular function: phospholipid binding; protein domain specific binding. Gene Ontology annotation, biological process: regulation of Arp2/3 complex-mediated actin nucleation; intracellular protein transport.